UGUAAACAAAGCCAUGUACACAUAUUGAUUCCCUCUCUUUGUUUUCUGAUUCUGCUCCUCUACUCUCUUACGAUGAUCGCCUAUCUUUUGCCAUUGUUGGCAUUGAGCAGCUCCGCAGUUUCAGCGGCCGGGCCUCAGCGAGUCCUUGGCCAUCAUGACGGGCCCUCAAACUUUAUUCAUUCUUCAAUUUUCGGCCGCAAGGAUUUGGACAUCAAUUCUGUACCAGAUACAGUAAUCCUAACUCCUUUGUAUAGAGCUCGCGACUCCAAUGGCAACGAUCAAUCGGAGUCCGCAACAUUUGCACACCUCCCCUUUACCGAUUGCACAAAACCCGAGAACAAUGGGACGUUCGAUAUCGGAAUUGUGGGACAUCCUUUUGAUUUAGGUGUAUCCUACAGGCCUGGGGCAAGAUUUGGACCUAAUGGAGCCCGUCUAGGAGCUCGAAGGUUGGCACCAGCCGCCGGAUGGAGCAUGGAUCAUGGAAUCAACCCUUUCCGUGAGUGGGCUACGGUUGUAGACUGUGGUGAUAUUUGGAAUUCGCCAUUUGACAAGUUGAUUGCAAUUCACGAGCUCGAGAAUGGAAUGAAGGCCAUGAACGAGUUAAAGCCGAAGAACGAGUCUGUGGCAGAUGCUGUGAGACUUAUUACGAUUGGUGGAGAUCAUACCAUAACUCUUCCGAUUCUCCGUGCGCUCCACUCAACAUGGGGACGAGUCGCCGUUCUACAUUUUGACAGUCACCUUGACACAUGGGAUCCAAAACAGCUCGGAGGUGGGUUGACCAAGUAUUCCGAGGUCAACCAUGGAACUAUGCUUCAUAUCGCACACGAAGAGGGGCUCUUGUCAAAUCAUAGCAAUAUGCAUCUCGGAUCACGCUGCAUGCUCUUCGAUGAGCACUUUGACUUGGACAACGACCUUCGCUGUGGAUUCAGUUACAUUCGGGCACGCGAACUCGACAGACUUGGUGUAGAUAAGGUUGUUGAGCAGAUUGUUGAUACAGUGGGUGACGAGUAUGUCUAUCUGAGCAUCGAUAUAGACGUUCUGGACCCCGCAUUCGCUCCAGCAACCGGCACGAUUGAACCAGGUGGGUGGACGACUAGAGAGCUUCUACAAAUUAUCAACGGCUUAUCGAAUGCGGGGUUGAAAAUUAUUGGCUCUGACGUCGUCGAGUUCACUCCGGUAUAUGAUAAUGCCGCGGAGACAACGGGAAUCGCAAUUUCUGAGAUAAUUUAUGAAAUUCUGCAGUGGAUGGUACACGUACCUGUCAAAACUCCUAUCAAAGCAUAGUGGCUGUGAGGAGUACAAUUAGAACUCUGAAGCAAUAGACGGUUGUCCAAGAUCGCAGGGUAAAACCAACUACACUGCUCAAGGUAGCAGUAGACCGGACAAAUUGUUGAAGGCUCCAGGAUUUUUAGUACGAUCAAAAAUAAUAAUUGUCAGGUCGCGAAGCAGAAUAACUCUCAUUCAAUAAUAUCCAUUGUAUAAAGAUACAGCAACUAGUCAGGUAGCAUCAAGAAUGAUGCGGCUCAGAUGGG
Molecule: messenger RNA, 1532 nt
Organism: Amorphotheca resinae ATCC 22711
Lineage: Eukaryota; Fungi; Ascomycota; Leotiomycetes; Helotiales; Amorphothecaceae
Exons: 4
Coding region: 73-1284 (403 amino acids)
Molecular function (GO): metal ion binding; agmatinase activity
Source: RefSeq, a predicted model, not a curated record